Molecule: messenger RNA, 3030 nt
Organism: Cynocephalus volans (Philippine flying lemur)
Lineage: Eukaryota; Metazoa; Chordata; Mammalia; Dermoptera; Cynocephalidae
Gene: KANK4
Product: KN motif and ankyrin repeat domains 4
Exons: 9
Coding region: 1-3030 (1009 amino acids)
Biological process (GO): negative regulation of actin filament polymerization
Cellular component (GO): cytoplasm; cytoskeleton
Molecular function (GO): protein binding
Source: RefSeq, a predicted model, not a curated record
AUGGAGAAGACAGAUGCCAAAGACCAGCCUUCUCAGGGGGAUGACGAGAAAGACCCUCCAAAGAGCCACCCUUACUCCGUGGAGACCCCAUAUGGCUUUCACUUGGACCUGGACUUCCUCAAGUAUGUGGAUGACAUCGAGAAGGGAAACACCAUCAAAAGGAUUCCUAUCCACAGAAGGGCCAAGCAGGCCAAGUUUAGCACUCUGCCCCGAAACUUCAGCCUCCCCGACAGCGGGGCUCACCCUCAUGGCGCUCUGCCCCACCCAAACUGGUCCCCAGUGCUGCCGAAGAAGGCGUCGCUAGGGACACAGGGCCGGAUCCCAUCACCGCCGCUUGGGGCUGCCCUGCAGGCCUCCGCUGGCGCCACUGGGGUGAGCUACCAUCGGAAGGCCCUGCUGAUGGAGGCCGCCAGGCAGCUGGAGGCCGCGGCCCCGGAGGCCGAGCCCGGUGCCGGGAGCGGGCGGCCACAGCUUCUGAGAGCGUCCAGCAUGCCCGCCACGCUGCCGCCCCGCAGGGCCGCGGAGGAGCCGGGCCUGUGCCCGGGUAUCCCCGCGCCCCCGGCGCACUCCCUGCAGGGGGACGGCGGCGUCUGUGAUGGCGCCUUCGGGCCCGCGGAGGGAUGGUCAGGGUUUCACAGCUCCAGCCCCCGAGCGCCCACCCCCCCGAACGUUACAGCGUCCGGAGACCCGGCGCCCCCGGGGAUUUCAGAGCUGGUCUGGGAGGCGGCUAAGCCUCCGGAGGUUGACCAGAAGGCUCCGAAUCACCUCGCUCUCCCAGGUCCUGCUGCCUCAUUCCAGGACACACUUGUAGUUCUAGAAGAUGCAGAAGAUGGACAGGAAACCAGAGAAGCAGAGGUGGGGUUCACCCCCGGCUCCCCAACGCCGAGCCCCCCACCCCUGCCAUCCCCCAUCCCUGGGAACGAGCUCCCCCUGGAAGAAAUCGAGCUCAACAUCACCGAGAUCCCGCCACCGCCCCCUGUGGAGCUGGACGUGCGCAGCGUGGGCGUCAGAGUCACCGAGGAAAGCCUGGGCCUGGCCAGGCUCCACCCCGGCCGCGUCUCCAGCCUGCAGCAGCAGGUCUCAGCCCUCGAGGGAGAGUUGUCCGGCAGAACCGAGGAACUGGCCCAGGUCAGAGCUGAGCUCCAGCAGCAGGAGGAGGAAGUCAAGGCCAGGGAGCAGAGGAUUCGAGAGCUGGAGUGCACUGUAGCCCAGCUAGAAGAAAAGCUGAGCCGAGACACCGCCAGAGAUGCUCAGGGCCAGACGGACGCCAUGGUGAACACUGACCCUCUCCAUGGACUCUUGACCAGGGAAUCGCGUGACAAGAGCAUCGGGGUCAACCUUCUGGGCCUCGCAGAAUCUGGAAGCUGGAGAGCCAGAGAAGAGAAUGGUCUCCUAGGGGGACAAGACAGACACAAACAGGGGGAUCAGAGCCCAGCAGAACGCAUGCUACCACUGCAGCUGUCACUGCCGCUGGGACCAGAGAAGGUCCCCACCUCCUCUUUACCUAUCUGCCUCUCCGCAGAACUCAGGAUUGAAGAAGCAGGGUCUGAACAGGAGGGAGGCCCUCAGGUAGGAGCUGAGGGCCUGGCCAGGAGAGCAGGAGCCUCUUCAGGGAGCAGUGACAGAAGGGCUCCCCCAGCAGGAAGGGACGAGGCCAGUUCAGAGCGCCUGGGGAAGGAGCGCCCAGGAAGGCCAGCAAGCUCACCAGCAGAUGCCACAAUUGGGCAAUAUGUGAAGAAGAUCCAGGAGCUGCUGCAGGAGCAGUGGAGCUGUCUGGAGCACGGGUACCCCGAGCUGGCCAGUGCCAUCAAACAGCCUGCCUCCAAGCUCAGCAGCAUCCAGAGCCAGCUGCUGAGCUCCCUCAACCUGCUGCUGUCUGCCUACUCCGCCCAGGCUCCACCUCAGAAGGAGCCCCCGGCCCCCUCCUGCUCCCCACCGACGGAGAUCUCCCCGUCGACCAGCCUUAAAUCCAUAAUGAAAAAGAAAGACUAUGGCUUCCGUGCAGGAGGUAAUGGGACCAAAAAGAACCUUCAGUUUGUUGGGGUUAACGGUGGCUAUGAGACCACCUCAAGUGAGGAGACCAGUGGUGAGGACAGCUCCCCAGAAGACUUGUCUGACAGUGAGGCUGAGAAGAAAUGUGACGGCCUGGAGCGCAGGCGGGGCAAGGAUGCGCACCCUAGCUGCGAGGCUGGGCAGGGUGUCCCUGAGGGCCCCUGCAAUGCAGGCCAGGAAAGUGGGCCUGGGGAAGAAGUCCCCCAUUCUAAGGCUGAGAGAUAUAAACCCUCAGAAGAAUUUCUUAAUGCAUGCCGGGCACUGAGCCAACAUCUGCCGGAAAUUGGGACCACCCCCGACCAACUCUUGAAGCAGAGCUUGAACACCAUCAGUCAAGAGUGGUUCCGCGUCUCCAGCCGGAAGUCGUCUAGCCCUGCUGUGGUGGCCGCCUACCUCCUCGGGGUCCAGCCUCACUCCCCACAUUUCCUGAAUCUGCUUGUCAACUUGGCUGAUCGCAACGGGAAUACAGCCCUUCACUAUAGCGUGUCCCACUCCAACUUUUCUAUCGUGAAGCUGCUGCUGGAGACAGGCGUCUGCAACGUGGACCAUCAGAACAAAGCUGGCUAUACUGCUGUGAUGAUUACUCCCUUGGCUUCCGCGGAGACCGAUGAAGACAUGGCUGUUGUGUGGAAACUCUUAAGAGCAGGAAAUGUGAACAUCCAAGCUACUCAGGGAGGCCAGACUGCACUGAUGCUGGGAGUCAGCCACGACCGGGAGGACAUGGUCCAAGCGCUACUGAGCUGCCAGGCAGAUGUCAACCUGCAGGACCACGAUGGGUCGUCGGCCCUCAUGCUGGCCUGUCACCAUGGCAAUGCUGACCUGGUACGGCUGCUCCUGGCACACCCAGCCUGCGACAGCAGCCUGAUUGACAAGGCUGGCCGCACAGCUUUGUCCAUCGUUCUGCAGUCACCCACCCAUGUGGAAAUUGCAGGGCUUCUGCGGGCCCACGCGGAGCAGGGCAGGUCCCUGGGGAUGUAG